UCACCAGGACACACACAGGUCCCUGAACGCACAACGCACUCUUUUAUACCUUUACUUAGUCCUGGUUGAGUUCUGGUUGAGUUCUGGUUGGGUCCUGGUUCAGUCCUCACUCACUCUGCAGACAGCGCACUGUUCACGAUGCUCCUCCGGCUGCUCCUGCCGCUGCUCUGCACCUGUCUGUGCUCCUGUCCUGUCUCGGGGGGUAAGGUGCUGGUGUUUCCUCUGGACGGAUCUCACUGGGUGAACAUGAAGGUUCUUCUGGAGGAGCUUCACACUCGGGGUCAUGAGGUCACGGUGCUCCGGCCCCUGGACACCUGGUACAUAAAGGCACAGGCUCCGUUCUAUCGCUCCAUCACCAUAAACGCCUCCACCGGCUUCAGUGAAGAACUGAUCGGCUCCUUCACCACCAAAAUGGUGCAACUGCGGCGCGAGGGCGCCUCCGUGUGGACACGCAUGGCGCUGCAGAUGAAGAUCAUACAGUUGCUUUCUGAGAUUCACUAUCAGAUCAAAGCGAUGAUGGAGAAGGUGUUUGAGAACCAGACGUUGAUGCAGGAGCUGAGGGACACUCACUAUGACCUGAUGCUGACAGACCCGGCCGUCGGGGGAGGUGUGCUGCUGGCGCACAAGCUGAAGCUGCCGCUGGUGUUUAAUGUGCGCUGGCUCUUGCAGAGGGAGGGGCAUGACGCCAUCGCGCCCACACCGCUGUCCUACGUGCUCCUCCCCAUUGGAGUCACCGACCGCAUGAACUUCCUCCAGCGCCUCCAGAACAUGCUGAUCUUCUUCUUCAUGCACUUACAGAUCUGGUACGUGAUCGACCCAAACUACAAGCCCUUCGUGCACAAACACUUCGGGCCUGAGGUCCACUACAUGGAGCUGUUCCAGUCGGCCGACAUCUGGCUCAUGAGGAACGACUUCACCUUCGAGUUCCCUCGGCCGACCAUGCCCAACGUGGUCUACAUGUCGGGGUUCCAGUGCAAAGAGCCCAAAGCCCUGUCCCCGGAGCUGGAGGCGUUUGUGCAGAGCGCCGGAGAACAUGGUGUCAUCAUCAUGACGUUGGGGACGCUCGUGGCCGAGCUGCCCCAUGACAUCAGCGAGGAGGUGGCGGCAGCGUUCGCUCAGCUGCCUCAGAAGAUCAUCUGGAGACACAAAGGCAGGAGACCCUCCACUGUGGGGAACAACACUCUGCUGGUGGACUGGCUCCCGCAGACAGACCUCCUCGCCCAUCCGCAGACCCGGCUCUUCGUGGCCCACGGGGGAACCAACGGUCUCCAGGAGGCCAUCCACCACGGCGUGCCUCUGGUGGGGCUGCCGCUCAUGUUCGACCAGCAUGACAACUUCUUCAGGAUGCAGGUGCGAGGAGUGGCCAAAGUGUUAGAUAUUUCCACAGUGAACAGAGAGGUGUUCCUGGAGGCUCUGAAGGAGGUUCUGCACGAGCCCAAAUACAGAGAGAACAUGAAGCGUCUGUCGGCUCUGCACCGAGACCAGCCGCUCAAACCUCUGGACAGAGCCAUGUUCUGGAUCGAGUUUGUGAUGAGACACGGAGGAGCCAAACAUCUGGUCUCAGAGUCCUACAAACUCUCCAAGCUCCAGUACUACUGCCUGGACGUAGCCGCGUUCCUGCUGGCGUUAGUCGCUCUGAGUCUGUACGUCUGCACAAAGACACUCAGAGUCCUGUGGGGGGCGCUGUUCUCCACCAGCAAAUCCAAAACAAACUGAACCCAAAGGAGAUGUUUGAGCAGAAUGUGCAGAAAGACGACCAGAGCUGAUUAAACUACACAGAAGUACAGUAAAGGUCCGACAUCACACACACACUGACUCCUGUGAGCUUAAGUCGUGUUCUAAUGUUCUAAUGUUCUAAUGUUCUCAUGUUCUCAUAUAUUCUUAUACAAUAGAACAUUUAGCAUCAGUGAAAUCAAGAUAGAAAUAAACACAACAACAACAAACUGAGAAGAAAAUGUAUUUAGUCUCACUUCCUCUCUUCUUAUCGAACACAAAGAGUUUUUCUUUUCCAUUUUUCAGACAUUUUGCUUUAAACUAUUUGAACUAUUUACAAGUGCAGAUCAUGAGUCUGUUGCUCAGUAGAAUAACAUUCAUCACACUGCAGGAACUUUUUUUUUUUUGAUCGUACAAAAUAAACAGUAAUGAGAAUGAAAAAUGUAUUUUUUUUUACUUUA
Molecule: messenger RNA, 2174 nt
Organism: Boleophthalmus pectinirostris (great blue-spotted mudskipper)
Lineage: Eukaryota; Metazoa; Chordata; Actinopteri; Gobiiformes; Gobiidae
Product: UDP-glucuronosyltransferase 2A3-like
Exons: 2
Coding region: 139-1716 (525 amino acids)
Molecular function (GO): UDP-glycosyltransferase activity
Source: RefSeq, a predicted model, not a curated record